Messenger RNA from Neopelma chrysocephalum (saffron-crested tyrant-manakin), 1061 nucleotides. Its product is annotated as transmembrane protein 101-like. Bases 21 to 794 code for a protein of 257 amino acids. The transcript has 4 exons. Gene Ontology annotation, biological process: positive regulation of canonical NF-kappaB signal transduction. Lineage: Eukaryota; Metazoa; Chordata; Aves; Passeriformes; Pipridae. The record is from RefSeq and is a predicted model, not a curated record.
UCCGGCGGGACGGGCCCGUGAUGGCGGCGGGCCGCGGGUGGCGGCGCCGGGCGCUGCGGCUGCUCACGGCGGGCGGCGGCGUCCUACUCACCCGCUUCCCCUUCUGGCACUGCUUCAGCGGCCUCCUGCUCUGCGCGGAGCGCGCCGACCUGCGCCGGAAGCCGGACAUCCCAGUGCCCUACCUGUACGUGGACAUGGGGGUGGCUGUGCUCUGUGCCAGCUUCAUGUCCUUCGGGGUGAAGCGGCGCUGGUUCGCCCUGGGGGCCGCCCUGCAGCUCGCUGUGGCCACCUACGCCGCCCACAUUGGGGGGCACGUGCACUAUGGCGACUGGCUGAAGGUGCGGAUGUACUCCCGGACCAUCGCCAUCAUCGGUGGGUUCCUCAUCCUGGCCAGCGGCGCCGGGGAGCUGUACCGGCAGAAACCACGGAGCCGCUCCCUGCAGUCCACAGGCCAAGUGUUCCUGGGCAUCUACCUCAUCUGCCAGGCCUACUCCCUGCAGCACAGCACUGAGGACCGCCUGGCCUACCUGGACCACCUGCUGGGAGGGGAGCUGGCCCUGCAGCUGCUCUUCCUGCUCUACGGGCUGCUGGCCCUGGCAUUCCUGUCAGGAUACUACGUGCGGGCGGCUGCCCAGGUGCUGGCAGUGCUGCUGCCCCUCGCCAUCCUGCUCAUCGAUGGCAACCUGGGCUACUGGCAUGCCGCCCGCCGCGUCGAGUUCUGGAACCAGAUGAAGCUCAUCGGCCAGAAUGUCGGCAUUUUCGGGGCUGUGGUGAUCCUGGCCACCGAUGGAUGAGCGGGAAAACUGCGGGGAAGGGGAGGGAAAGGAGCGGUGUGGUUUUUUUUUAAGGAUUGCCGCUAUUUAUUCAUUAGGUUUUUUGUUUGUUUGUUUCUUUGUUUGUAAAUACUGUAUUUGAUAAUUUUGGCAGAGGUCAGGGCUCCUGAGGGGGCGUGGGGGGGUCCUGCCUGGGGGGUGCCAGCCACUGUGUGGCCGCAGCCCCUCUCCCCACUGAGGGGUGUCACUGCCCCCCCCCAAAAAAGUGUAUUUUUACUGAUGAAAGGA